UUCUAAUUUUAACAAAACUUUUAAUUUUAGCAUGAACUAAACACGCCCUCACUCUUUUUUUUAAAAGCUUGCAAAGAAGAAAUGGUAGAAACCACUCCAUUCAUUGCAUGAAUGAAGAAAGAACAGCUAGUGGUAUGGUAACAGUAGUAAUGGCAGCAGUUAGCCACAGCAACUGCUCCCCCUCCUCUGCUUGCUGCUGCCACUACUGCCCUGCCCUCCUUGAGUUGGGUGAGUGAGUGACAGUAGUGUGUGUGGUGUAGUGGUAGGAGAGGAGGAGUAUCUCUUGUAUGGCUGUGGCCUGUAGUAGGCUGUAGCCCCAAACCUCUUGUCUCCUUUUCCCCUCCUCUCUCUCCCCCACUCUACUUCAGUUCUUUGCUUGUUUGCUAGCUUCUCUCAUUGCCUCUCUUGUUGCUUGAUGCUUUUAGGGAGAGUAGAGUGGUGUAGUGUAGUGUUGAAUCCUCCUCCACAUCUUGGAACUUCUUCUUCUUCUUCUUCUUCUUCUUCUUCUUCUUCAAAGUCUUCAAAGGCUUAUCUUGGGUGAAGAAGCACCUGAAGCUUCCAUCAUUUUUGCUUUAAUGGUGGUGGUCUUGGGGAAACUUCUGAAGAAAUCUCCGGGGGAAAGAUUGCUGCUUUGCUGCUGGUUUCGCGGCAAAUCUUGAUUGAUUGCGUUGGAAGAGGUCGGCUUCGUGAAGGAAUCUUGCUUGCGGGAUCAAUCGCCUCCGCUCGCUUGCUUGCUUUUUGGGCGGUUCUUGGUGCUGCUUUAUUGGGGUGAAAGGUUGGGGGAUCUCGCGGCCACUCGAGGUAGCGAGCGAUCUCCCCGCGGCUUCUCCUCGUUGCCGGCAUUGCGGGGGAGGCGAGCUCGCCGCCGGGUCGCUUGUUGAUGCGGUGAGGCGGCGGAGCGGAGCUUCUCGCUGUGCUGCUGCUGCGGCGGCCGCCAGGUGUUCGGUGAAAGGCGCGAGCAAGCGAGCAUGAGGGACUUCCCUUCCUGCUUCGGGGAGAGCGGCGUCCAGAUCGCGGACGCGUCGUCGUCGUCGUCGAGCGCCGGAAAGGGCGCGGCGCAGAAUCUGGUGACCUGCCUCUACCAGGCGCAGUUCUCGGGCCGGCCAUGCGUGAUCUCGGUGACCUGGAGCAAGAGCCUCAUGGGGCAAGGGCUCAGCAUUGGCGUGGACGAUCUGUCCAACCAGUGCCUGUGCAAGGCAGACAUCAAGCCAUGGCUCUUCUCCAAGAAGAAGGGCUCCAAGAGGCUUGACGUCGAGGACGGCAAGAUUGAGAUCUUCUGGGACCUGUCCGGUGCCAAGUUUGGUGCUGGGCCAGAGCCAAUGGAAGGGUUCUAUGUCGCCGUGGUGUUUGACCUUGAGCUGAUACUCCUGCUCGGCGACAUGAAGAAGGAUGCAUACCGGAAGACCGGCGCAAACCGGCCGAUGCUGAAUGCUGCAUUUGUGGCUAGGAGGGAGCACAUAUAUGGGAAGAAGAUUUACACUGCCAAGGCACAAUUCUGUGAAAAUGGUCAAUUCCAUGAUGUUGUGAUAGAGUGUGACACCGUCAGCCUCAAGGAUCCAUGUCUUGAGAUACGGGUCGACAAGAAGCCCGUCAUGCAGGUGAAGCGUCUGGCUUGGAAAUUUAGGGGAAACCAGACAAUUCUUGUGGAUGGUUUGCCCGUGGAGGUGUUCUGGGAUGUCCACAGUUGGCUGUUUGGAUUGACGACAAGCAAUGCGGUGUUCAUGUUUCAGACAUGCCAAGCACCUGAGAAGUCGAUGCCUUGGUCAUACUCGCAGGUUUUUAGGGAGUCUCAGUUGCAGGGUCUUGGUUUCUCGCUGAUCCUAUAUGCAUGGAAGCUUGAAUAGGUUCUUGCAGAAUCAUAAUUUGCUUCUGCAAUUGCCUCCGUUUUAGUGCUAACGGGAUGUUUAUUGAGUGUCAAUUCUUGGAAAUGUUAUGGAGGCUCUCCAAUAUAUGUUCUUUCAAUUUUUCUUGGUUUUGCCAUCUUUUAUAAACACUGUUUGAAUAGUUUGGCAAGAUUCUGUGACAAUCCUGUGAUUCUCAAAUUCCCUUCCUUUUGCUCCUAAUGCUCUCAAUAGUUUACUGUGGCAAUGCUCCAAGAAAGAAUGUUGUCAUGAUGUAAAGUACUUCAAAGUUCGGAUAUAGAUUAUUUGUUAAUAGCAACAUCGUCAGACGAUUUCUACUA
This is a messenger RNA of Oryza sativa Japonica Group (Japanese rice), 2182 nucleotides long. RefSeq lists its product as uncharacterized. NCBI's taxonomy places the organism in Eukaryota, Viridiplantae, Streptophyta, Magnoliopsida, Poales, Poaceae. The record is from RefSeq and is a predicted model, not a curated record.